Colletotrichum phormii is the source of this 1920-nucleotide messenger RNA. RefSeq names its product chromatin remodeling complex subunit. Bases 1 to 1920 code for a protein of 639 amino acids. The record is from RefSeq and is a predicted model, not a curated record. Gene Ontology annotation, cellular component: RSC-type complex; nucleus. Gene Ontology annotation, molecular function: chromatin DNA binding. Lineage: Eukaryota; Fungi; Ascomycota; Sordariomycetes; Glomerellales; Glomerellaceae. The transcript is spliced from 3 exons.
AUGUACUCCACUCAGCCGAACGGAGCUGAUAGUGCGACAAUCAACCCGGCUGCCCUCAACUCUCCUGACCUGCUCAACGCAAGCACUCGCGGCAUCAAAAGAAGCCGCUCCCCGGACAAGUUCCAGGGAAACCCACCUACAGGUAUUACCGGUGACUCCAACCCGAGAAAACGUGGAAAGUCAUCCAAGUCGUCCAGAUCAUCCGGUGCCAUCUCCGAGACUGCCGGUCAGGCCCCAGUAGCCAACAUGCCUCAAAAUAUUCCACCACCACAAACCCCCCAGAACCAGAGCGCGCCGCUGCCUGGGGGUCAAGCCGUCAAUUACGCGCCCACGCAGGCCUCCCCUCCGCCCAAGACGACGCCAACAAAGACUACCUUGAAAGCUCUUCCUACAGUCAGAGAUCACACCACCGAUCAGCUGAACCCCGCCGGCGACGAGUACCUCCCGAGAGAAAUCGACGAGUUUGGAGAGAAGAAGGUGAUGCCCAAUGGCCAGUUGCUGGGCGGCCGCGAAUACAGAUGCCGAACCUUCCUAGUUCCCAACCGCGGGGAUAAGCUCUUCAUGCUGGCAACCGAGUGCGCGAGGGUUUUGGGAUACCGUGACUCGUACCUUCUCUUCAACAAGAAUCGGUCGCUCUUCAAGAUCAUUGCCAGUCAACCCGAGAAGGACGACCUCGUCAGCCAGGAGAUCCUGCCGUUUUCUUACAGAUCGAGACAAAUUGCCAUUGUCACCGCCCGAUCCAUGUUCCGCCAGUUUGGAAGUCGUGUCAUUGUCAACGGUAGAAGAGUUCGGGACGAUUACUGGGAGACAAAGGCCCGUAAACAAGGAUUUACAGAGGCCGAUCCCGCUGGCGAAAAGCGUCCAGGAGCAGCCAAGGCCAGAGAGGCCGCAGCCGAGGCGCAGAACCAGGUCCUGCUGGGCGGCCCCCACGGUGAGAUCGUUUACAGCAGCACACCCAGCCAAUUCCCCGGCGCCCCUCAACCCCAGAUCGUCCAACCAGGUAUGCUUGGAGCGCCAACCGGAACCACGACCAGAAUGCCCGUGAUAACACUAGGAUCAGAGCUCAGUGACAACCGCCCUCGCGACUACAGCGGAAUUCUCAAGGGUGGUCCACGCCAGGAAAUUACCGGCCCGGCUUACCAGGACCAAACUCGACCUGCUCAGAUUGGAGAAGUUCAUGCCCAGGCCCACCACGCCGCCGAGUACAACCGGUCCCUCAACCAGCAACGAGAGAUGCGCGGCGACUACCUCCAGGGUAUUUGGAGAAGGCCGCAUGAGCAGCCUCAGUCAGCGAACCUCGUCCAGAACGUUGCCACUAGCGAAGCGGCUGUGCCUGCUACCCGAGCAACACAGUCGCCGCAUACUACGGCGAGCAAUAUGCCACCGCAGUCAGGCAUCGUGCCCAACCAAAGUCCCCAAAUGAUGAUGACGGCCCCACCGUACUCUCAAUCGAUCCAUGCGCAGAAUCCAAUCAGUCAGGCUCCGAUGAGAGGUAUGGCUCAACCGUCUACCCAGAAGAACAACAAGCCAACGACUUUGCCUGCAGCCGGGAGUGCGAGCAGCAUGCCUCAGGGUGCUCAGGGCUACCACUACCCCGGGACUGGCCAAAUGUGGCCCCAGACGCAGCAGAAUCCUCAACAACACAACUACUCUGGGUACACGACACAGGGCCAGCAACCCCAUCAGCAGUCGCCAGCUCCUCAACUACGACAUGCGACCAGCGGCGUGCAGCCGGGGAUGCAGUUUUCGGGAAUGCCAGGCAUGGGACAGAGUUACGGUGCCGCCGGACAGGGAAUCUACCCGGCAGACCAAACUCCGCGCCAGUACAUGCCUCAGCCGAACCAGGGAUCUCCGGCUGUGACGCAGGCCUGGUCCAACCAGCAAACGCCAGCUCAGUGGUGGUCCAACCAACCUCAAUGA